This is a messenger RNA of Neltuma alba, 1040 nucleotides long. Its product is annotated as DNA replication complex GINS protein SLD5. The coding region runs from base 69 to 779 and encodes 236 amino acids. Gene Ontology annotation, cellular component: GINS complex. NCBI's taxonomy places the organism in Eukaryota, Viridiplantae, Streptophyta, Magnoliopsida, Fabales, Fabaceae. Gene Ontology annotation, biological process: DNA-templated DNA replication; double-strand break repair via break-induced replication. The record is from RefSeq and is a predicted model, not a curated record. The transcript is spliced from 7 exons.
CCUAGCGACAUAUCAAAUCUCACAUAGAAACAAGAAGAAAGAAGGCUGGGGAGUGGGAGAUUGGAUCAAUGGCUUCGAGUGAGGUGGAAGGAUUAUCGCUUCCUACAGACGAUUACGAGACCCUGCUUUCCACCACUGACGUUGAGCUGCUCAAGAGAGCAUGGCGCAACGAGAAGGCAGCUCCUGAGAUUCUUCGUUUUGAGACCGAUUUAAUUGGCCGCAUUAGAGAACAGAUCCAAUUAAUGGAAGAAACAGUGGAGGAGAAAUCAGCUGCUGGCAUCGAUCCCCUUUCAAUAUCUCUCUAUCAGAUGGACUUGGAUAGAGCCCAGUUUUUACUUAGAUCAUACCUCCGAGUUCGCAUUCAGAAGAUUGAAAAGUUCGUGUUCCACAUUGCAAAAACUGAUGAACUGUGGAACAAGCUAUCUAAAGAAGAGAAAAAUUUCGCUAGAAGGUGUACUGAAGAUCUAAAACAGCACUUGGAGGAUAGUGUUCUAUCAAAGCUGCCAGAAAAUUAUCAAUCUUUCCAGAAGCAAUCUGUAAUAAGCGAAGAGGAUGACAUGAUCAUGAGGAGAAUUUCUUGGGAUAUAUUUGCUUUGCCACAGAAGUCUGUAUAUCGGAUAUGGUGGAAUUGGAUUCUUGCCGUUGAGAAUAAUAUUCAUAUCCCAGAAGCAAAGAAUAUCUCACAGGCAUCCAGCUUGAGGAUGGACCAGUGGAUGACAGGUCGAUGCUGUUUGAGAUGGAGCCAGGUGUGCUCUACUUCAUAUGUUACAAGUCUAUAAAGGCACUUGUGGAGAGCGGCAAAAUUGAUCUUCUCUGAUAAUUUUAUGCUCUGCGAGAUUUAUUUUAUACUGAGAUGCUUCCUGUUACUACAGAUGCCCACAUAAUACCAAAGUUUGUUAAAGCUUCAUUUUAUGUGGUCAUGUUCCUGCUCUUUAUAUGAAUGUAGGAGUAUGUGGGAUCCUUAUUGGGAUGUAUGUAUUCAUGCAUUAUUUACCAAGACCUAAAUCUUAGUCAAGAAAUAGAAUGUAAAAUUUCAAUCA